UAUUAUUAAAUCAUGACACGCAAAAUGACUGGUUGAUCUAGCCCUCUAAAUGUGUACAUAAUUGUACUACUACUUAAUACGUGCUUAUCCUUUCCUAAAUCCUAGUUGCAAGUUCCAACCGAAGCAAGAUGCUACGCGUAGAGCAGCAACAGGAGGAGGAGUUCCAAGAAGCAGAUAUCCUAUGGCCGGAUGCAGCACAAGACCUGGAGUUUGCCCAGGUGUACUACUCUUUCGUCGACGCCGGCGCCGACGACGACGGCGAGGAGCACUCCGGCAGAAAGCCGUGCGGCCAGCAGAAAGCUUCUUCCCCCAUCGACAUCCCCACCCGGAAGGGCGCAAAAGGUGUGAAGGCGCCGGUGGGAUUCAGCAAACUCGGCCAGACCCUCGCCGGCGCCGGCGCCGGUGUCAGCAGCAUCAUCGUCGGUAGCCAUGUCUUCGUGCCACCGCAUGUCUUCGUUGAUCACCGGAGGGCCAAGAGAGAGAAGGCGAUGAUGACGCUCGUCGUGCCGAAGGGGAAGGCGAGGACGAUGGUGAUGCGCGAGUAGAGCUGAACAUUUUUGAGGGAAAUGUCAAAUGUUCGUUUCUCUUAGAACAGUUUUGAGUUCGUUUUGUUUGAAUUUACGUGUGUGCGACCGAAUUCAUAUGAUCUUUGUUCUUUCCGUGAUUCAUCUGCAUGUGUCCAUCGUCAAAUUGUGACUGGACAUUGCGGAGGAAGAACGGACGCUGAAGGUGUAAAACGCGGUUUUUUUUUUCCGUGCUGUGAAAUGCAGUUCAGAACUUCAGAUCAGCUGUGUGAUGCUACUGUGAUUUUCCUAGUUUUGUUUGCAAAUUCCUU
Messenger RNA from Oryza brachyantha (malo sina), 835 nucleotides. RefSeq lists its product as uncharacterized. The record is from RefSeq and is a predicted model, not a curated record. NCBI's taxonomy places the organism in Eukaryota, Viridiplantae, Streptophyta, Magnoliopsida, Poales, Poaceae. The transcript has a single exon. The coding region runs from base 129 to 545 and encodes 138 amino acids.